Papilio machaon (common yellow swallowtail) is the source of this 888-nucleotide messenger RNA. It is a transcript of the gene MED19, whose product is annotated as mediator of RNA polymerase II transcription subunit 19. The transcript has 3 exons. The coding region runs from base 103 to 816 and encodes 237 amino acids. Gene Ontology annotation, molecular function: transcription factor binding; transcription coregulator activity. NCBI's taxonomy places the organism in Eukaryota, Metazoa, Arthropoda, Insecta, Lepidoptera, Papilionidae. Gene Ontology annotation, cellular component: mediator complex. Gene Ontology annotation, biological process: positive regulation of transcription by RNA polymerase II. The record is from RefSeq and is a predicted model, not a curated record.
CAAGAGAAGGGAACACUUAUUUUUAGUUUCUAGUUUCUAUUAUUUUUAAUUUUUCAGCGUUUCUUUAUUUAUGCCACUCACUCUAGACAAUGCUGAUUCAAGAUGAUGUCUGAUCAGUUUAGAAAAGUAGAACCAUAUUCACCAAAAUCCUCACCGCGAGGAGCGAGGUCACCAGUAGUUUCACGCCAGGAUUCUUCUGGGACCCUCAAAACCACUAUCUCGCUCGGCAAGAAUCCUGCAAUAUUACAUAGUGGUCCUUUCUAUUUGAUGAAAGAACCUCCAGGAGAAUGUGAACUAACAGGCGCAACAAAUUUAAUGGCAUAUUAUGGCCUAGAACACUCAUAUAGUAAAUUUAAUGGGAAGAAAUUAAAGGAAUCACUGUCUUCAUUCUUGCCUAAUUUACCAGGCAUAGUGGAUGGUCCUGGGCAAGAAGACAACAGUACGCUGGGGUCAGUAAUUGCCAAAAGGCCAAUCGGUGGUAAGGAAUUGCUGCCACUGAGCAGUGCACAGCUGGCAGGCUUCCGGCUGCAUCCAGGCCCUCUGCCAGAGCAGUACCGCUAUGUUAGUGCAACUCCUCCCAAAAGACAUAAAAGUAAGCAUAAGAAACAUAAACACAAAGACGGUGCUCCACCAGGACAGGACACACCUCUACAAGAUUCUUCAAAUCCAGACACAUAUGAGAAGAAACACAAAAAACAGAAACGUCACGACGACGACAAGGAGCGUAAGAAACGGAAAAAGGAGAAAAAGAGAAAAAAACAAAAGCACAGUCCGGAGCAUGGGGGGCUUACGCCCAGCCAGCAUCCCGUGGUCUAGGCAGCACUAGUAAGUAAGAUUUCUUGUAUAAUGAGAUGCAUCAAACAGGGAGACUUGUAAGCAAAUUAAUGC